AUGUCUCUUCAGCAGAGCAAGCCUUACCUCGUCGACGGCAAGGGUCACCUCCUUGGCCGUCUUGCUUCGGUCCUCGCCAAGCAGAUCCUCUCCGGCCAGAAGGUCACCGUCGUUCGAUGCGAGCUCAUCAACGUUUCGGGCUCCUUCUUCCGCAACAAGCUGCGCUACCACGCGUACCUCAACAAGAGGCACCUGGUCAACCCGACCAAGUCCGGCCCCUUCCACGAGCGUGCCCCUUCGCGCAUCCUCUACAAGGCCGUCCGCGGAAUGGUCCCCCACAAGACUGCACGCGGUGCCGCCGCUCUGCAGCGCCUGAAGCUGUACGAGGGCAUGCCGCCGCCGUACGAGCGCCAGAAGAAGAUGGUCAUCCCCGCCGCUCUCCGGGUCCUCCGACUCAAGCCCGGCCGCAAGUACGCCACCAUCAAGAGGAUCUCGCACGAGGUCGGCUGGAGCCACCAGGCCACCGUCGACAAGCUCGAGGCCAAGAGGAAGGUCAAGCAGCAGGCCUACUACGAGCGCAAGGUCGCCGCCAACAAGGCGCGCGCCGCUGCCCUCACCGCCAAGGCCGACCAGGUCAAGGACGUCAACGCCAAGCUCCAGGCCCUUGGCCACUAA
Messenger RNA from Pseudozyma flocculosa PF-1, 615 nucleotides. RefSeq lists its product as uncharacterized. Bases 1 to 615 code for a protein of 204 amino acids. Gene Ontology annotation, cellular component: cytosolic large ribosomal subunit; ribosome. The record is from RefSeq and is a predicted model, not a curated record. Gene Ontology annotation, biological process: translation; negative regulation of translation. Lineage: Eukaryota; Fungi; Basidiomycota; Ustilaginomycetes; Ustilaginales; Ustilaginaceae. Gene Ontology annotation, molecular function: mRNA binding; structural constituent of ribosome. The transcript is spliced from 2 exons.